This is a messenger RNA of Adineta ricciae, 1140 nucleotides long. The record is from the annotation of a GenBank genome assembly. NCBI's taxonomy places the organism in Eukaryota, Metazoa, Rotifera, Eurotatoria, Adinetida, Adinetidae.
AUGGGUCCUGUCAACCACGAAGAAGUGCAAAUGGCAGUCGUUUUCCUUGAUAUCGCCCGGUUUCUCGCCGGUCUCUAUUCAUUCAUACUCAUUAUCGUUGGCACGCCAUUAAAUCUCCUUUGUUUCUAUAUCUUUACUCGACUCGUGCCAAAUCGCUCAAAUGCAACCAUUAUCGUCUUCGCACAUUUAGCGCUCAUAGAACUUCUUAUCCCAUUCACCUGGAACAUGAACUAUGUCGUACGCGAAUUACUCUGGAAAUAUCAGAAAAAUAUCUCAAUGAAGAAUCUUGAGCAGCAUUCGUUGUUCGUAUGUAAAUUGAUCGCCUUCGGCGCCUAUUUUUCUCUUCAAUGUGCAGCGUGGUUAAAAACACUAGCAACAUUCGCUCGAUGCGUUUCACUACACAACAGCUGGUCACUAAAAAAUUGGUUAGCAAAGCCGAUUAAUAUCCGUCGAGUUAUCUUCUUUGUGAUCUUUAUCAUCGCACUUUUGAAUUUUCCGAUUUGGAUCGUCAAUGGCGAAUACGGUUAUGCCAUUAACGAACUCAAUCAGACGCAAGCGAAAGUGCGAUGUUAUCAAUCGAGCUUUUUCCAAUUUUGGGAAGUUGCACAUCUGCUCAUAUAUAAUUUUAUUCCAUUUACUUUAAUGAUUAUUUCGAAUAUUCUGAUCAUUCAACAAGUUAGAGAAUCAAGGAAUCGCACGCAACGGUCGCGACUUUCGUCAGCAGCUUCGAAUAACCGCCGUGUGAAAACGAGUGACGGUGGUCGAUUGACAAAGACCUUGAUUUUAAUCACCAUCUUCUUCAUCGUAUUUACCGCACCUGCCGCGAUAUUUUAUAUCUUCUUCGGUAAAACAGUCAAACGCCAUCGAGAUUUGAUUACAAUGAGUUUGAGCAACUUAGCAACAACGAGUCAUGUGACAUCGUUCAUCAUCUAUUGGUUAACGUCGAGUGAUUUUCGAACGGCAGCGAUCAGUGUUCUUCUUUGUAAACCAGUCGGACAAUCUCGACAAUCAACAGAAGACAAACAACGUGAUAAACCCGUUUCCGAUCAACAAACACUGACGCGACCGUCAAUAGUUCCAACUGACGAGGACGGUCAACGGAAAUUGCAUUUGCUUCACACAUCCACUACCAGUCAAUAA